Molecule: messenger RNA, 2245 nt
Organism: Linum trigynum
Lineage: Eukaryota; Viridiplantae; Streptophyta; Magnoliopsida; Malpighiales; Linaceae
Source: the annotation of a GenBank genome assembly
CCGACUAAUUAGCUUAGUGGAGUGGAGUCCAGAAAUGCGAUUUCUUCUCCCAAAGGCCAAAACAAACCUUCUCCUCCGUGAAGAAAAUUCUACAAUCUACACCCCACCUGCGCACAUUAGCAACCGCCGGCGACGCUGAAGGUGACUGGAAACCAUGGCGUCCCACAGCCACAAUCCGUUCGACCUCGAGAUCACCAUAAUCUCAGCUAAGCACCUGAAGAACGUCAACUGGAGAAACGGAGAUCUGAAACCCUACGCGACCAUCUACCUGGACAACUCCGAUCACAGGCUCGCCACUCACGCCGACGACUCCGGCUCCACUCGUCCCGUAUGGAACGAGCGAUUCACGCUCCCGGUGACUCGAAUGAUCGCCGAUUCGGUCCUCACACUGGAGAUCUUGCACUCCAGGCCAUCGGAAACCCCCAAGCCUCUCGUGGGCGCCGUGAAGAUCCCUCUCUCGCAGAUUCUCGACUCCGACGAGUCUCCGGCCGCAAUCCGAUCUUUCGAGCUUCUCCGUCCCUCCGGCCGUCCCCACGGUAAGGUUCGCCUGAAGCUCGCCUUGAGAGAACGCCCCAUGCCCCCACCUCCGCCCAUGCCUGCUCCCCCUCCGCCGCAGCAGGUAUCUCACCAAAUUCCAGAUUACCAUAGUGCCCCUAACUAUUCCCAUUAUUACGCCGCCGCCCCUCCGCCGCCUCCAGCCCCUAUGACCAGUCGGGAUUACAGGGAGUUCUCUCCAGCUCCGUACAAUUAUCCAGACCAGUAUGGCUACUACUCGGCCUAUUACCCUCCGCAGCCGCCUCUGCCAUCUCGACCUUUGUACAAUCGGGCUUCCAGCUACAACCUGCAGAGCGGGCCUUCUGCUCCGGUUGACAUAUCGGCACCAUCACCGCCAGCGCAGCCUUAUGAUCACAAGGUGAUGCCUCAGCCAUCAGUGUCAUUGUCGAAGACAUCUGUGUAUGGAGGACCCAGCGGACCUUCAGCUCCUGUGGACUAUUCAUCCCAAUAUGGGGGUGUGAAAGGAGGCGCUACAGAGCUCAGCAGCAGUAUGGGUGGGCUGAAUCUUGAAGAAUCCGGGAGCAACUACGAGAGGGAGAAAGCUCCGGACAGGGAGAGUUUCGCUGGUUAUCGGGACUACCGUCACGAGUAUUGAGUCCUGAGGGCGCCGUCAAGGAAGAAAGGUAUUAUCUUGUGUGAUCGUUGGUAUGUGAGUUCCAUGGAUGGUGUGAACUUGGGUUGCUCGCUUUAUAAUGUAUCUUGUAUAUAUAUGUAAGGUGUUGCUAAUUUUAAAUUGGGAGACGCUUGCUUUGUCUCUUAUGGUGUUUGGGUUCAUUGGCAUGUUGGCGAUGAUAUCUCUCUGAUCGGUUUCAGGAGAUGGUUGUAAGAUGUGUGCAAGUGUUUGAACCCUAGCUGAGAAAUGUGUUUGUCAAGAUUCAAGUGUCCUCGUUUGUUUCUAGUGUGUCUUAUGUUGAUUCUCAGAGCUCUAGUCAAUAAGGAGUUGUUAUUCAGUGAAACUGCUGUUACCUGAUCAUUCACUUUCAUUUUCAUGGUUUCAAUCCACUUUGGGGUGGGUGGAUAGUAGUCAACUGUUAAUUGGGAAGCUAGCUUAGUUGGGUGGAGCAGUAGAAUUUCAUGAGUGUCUCAGCUGGAUGUAGUGAGGCGACACAACUGCGAUAUCUUAUCCUUGGAACUUAUUAGUGUGUUUUGGCGUAUGAUUGAUAAGAACAAUGAUCAAAUGCUCCCUCCCCUAGCACUGUGCCACACUUCAGGUGUGCAUACUGAAGAUAUCGGCAGUAUAUUGGGAGAAUAAGUUGCAGGAAGUAGACUGGGAAAGUUGAUGGUGAUUUUGUUGACCUCAAUCGCACUGUCUGUCAUGCUGCAUUAGGGUGAUGCAGAUGAAGCAUUCUUUCUUUGUAAGUGGUACAGUAAUAAGUUUGAUACCUCUGUUUAUGUGAUCUUCCCAUGAGAAUCCUGUUUCAGACUCUGAUGCUCCAUGAUCGAUCACCCUUAUCGUUUUGUUCAAUCAACUUCAUUUGUUGAGAACAACUCGUCCCUAUUCUAAGACAUGUUGUUUGUUUAUAGGACAAGCUAAUCUGUUUAGGUAGUAGUAUCAAUACCACCGCUACACUGCACUACGGAAGAUUUAGCCGUGUUUAGUAUAUUUAAAAACAGUAUAGUAAUAACGAAAAUAGUUAGGAAUAAUAUACAUGAAGCAACAUAUGUUUUUGUAUAAAAAUAUAGACAUUCG